Myotis myotis is the source of this 6216-nucleotide messenger RNA. It is a transcript of the gene FLRT1, whose product is annotated as fibronectin leucine rich transmembrane protein 1. NCBI's taxonomy places the organism in Eukaryota, Metazoa, Chordata, Mammalia, Chiroptera, Vespertilionidae. The record is from RefSeq and is a predicted model, not a curated record. The transcript has 2 exons. Bases 910 to 2934 code for a protein of 674 amino acids. Gene Ontology annotation, molecular function: protein binding.
GGGAGUGGGUGAGGAGGACUCCUUUUUGGACAGACAAGCCCAGGAGGUAAAGCAGGAAUAACCAAUCCCUCACCCCCGCGCCGCCUCCCUGCGAGAAAACCUCUCUGCAAACAGGGGCAGCCAAGCAGGACCGAGCCCCCACCCCCCUAGCAUCUUCCCAGAGAGGGGCCGGUGGGCCUGACAGCUGGGUGGCACAUGUCACCGCCCAGCCCGCCGUGCGCAUCUGAACUCCUCCGCGGGUAAUGGACUCCCGCCCGCCCCGGGAGACGGAGACGCAGCCCGAGUGGCAGGAACACCGCGGCUUUGGAGCGUGGCUCCCUCUCGUCUGUCUCAGCAGAGCGCUCCCUGCACGGGAACCCAUUCUGCCAAGUGACUUAAAGGGAUUAAAAAAUAAAAAAAGACCUCGGUAAAGAAAAGGGGGUAAAAGCCACGCAGAAGCCUUUUGGAGGAGGUGGUGGCCAGCAGACAAAGAGCACAAGUUGAAAGAGGCAGUGAGAGGCCACCGCCCGCCCCGAUGGGCGCCAGGCCAUAGGGCAUGCCUGGGGCGCAGGGGCCCAGGACACCCGCAGGCCGUGCACGGGGGUCGGGGCUCCGCCGGGGAGAGGCCCGCAGCGCCCGGGGCCCAGGCCGUGCAGAAUGCUGCUCUGGACCCACAGCCCCGCCUGACCUCGAGGAGCCCAGAAGAGUCCAGCACAGGGCCUCCCCCUGCACGCCGGGCUGCCCCCAGCGCCCCAGGUCUGCGGUCUGCACCCCGAGUGCCAGGGCUGAGGCCGGAAUGUGAGCGUGGCCCAGGCCCACCUGGACCCAAGCGCAGCAUCCAGAGCGGCCAUCCCAGCCAGACCAGUGGCUCAGCGAAGGAGGUGUUGAGGCCCCAGGUCAGGUGAGGCCCGGCUCCCCCCGCCAUCCACCAUGGUGGUGGCACACCCCACUGCCUCCGCCACCACCACUCCCGCUGCCACGGUGACGGCCACUGUCGUGAUGACCACGGCCACCAUGGACCUGCGCGACUGGCUCUUCCUCUGCUACGGGCUCAUCGCCUUCCUGACGGAAGUCAUCGACAGCACCACCUGCCCCUCCGUGUGCCGCUGCGACCACGGCUUCAUCUACUGCAACGACCGGGGGCUCACCUCCAUCCCCGCCGACAUCCCCGACGACGCCACCACCCUCUUCCUGCAGAACAACCAGAUCACCAACGCCGGCAUCCCCCAGGGCCUCAAGACCAAGGUCAGCGUGCAGGUCAUCUACCUGUACGACAACGCCCUGGACGAGUUCCCCGUCAACCUGCCCCGCUCCCUGCGGGAGCUGCACCUGCAGGACAACAACGUGCGCGCCAUCGCCAGGGACUCGCUGGCCCGCAUCCCGCUGCUGGAGAAGCUGCACCUGGACGACAACUCCGUGUCCACCGUCAGCAUCGAGGAGGACGCCUUCGCCGACAGCAGGCAGCUCAAGCUGCUCUUCCUGAGCCGGAACCACCUGAGCAGCAUCCCCUCGGGGCUGCCCCGCACGCUGGAGGAGCUGCGGCUGGACGACAACCGCAUCUCCACCAUCCCGCUGCACGCCUUCAAGGGCCUCCACAGCCUCCGGCGCCUGGUGCUCGACGGCAACCUGCUGGCCAACCAGCGCAUCGCCGACGACACCUUCAGCCGCCUGCAGAACCUCACCGAGCUCUCGCUGGUGCGCAACUCGCUGGCCGCCCCGCCCCUCAACCUGCCCAGCGCCCACCUGCAGAAGCUCUACCUGCAGGACAACGCCAUCAGCCACAUCCCCUACAACACGCUGGCCAAGAUGCGCGAGCUGGAGCGCCUGGACCUGUCCAACAACAACCUCACCACGCUGCCCCGCGGCCUGUUCGACGACCUGGAGAACCUGGCGCAGCUGCUGCUCCGGAACAACCCCUGGUUCUGCAGCUGCAACCUCAUGUGGCUGCGGGACUGGGUGAAGGCGCGGGCGGCCGUGGUCAAUGUGCGCGGCCUCAUGUGCCAGGGCCCCGAGAAGGUCCGGGGCAUGGCCAUCAAGGACAUCACCAGCGAGAUGGACGAGUGCUUCGAGGCGGGGCCACAAGGCGGCGCGGCCCAUGCGGCCGCCAAGACCACCGCCAGCAACCACGCCUCUGCCACCACACCCCAGGGCUCCCUCUUCACCCUCAAGGCCAAGAGGCCGGGGCUGCGCCUACCCGACUCCAACCUUGACUACCCCAUGGCCACAGGCGAUGGCGCCAAGACCCUGGUCAUCCACGUGAAGCCCCUGACAGCGGACUCCAUCCGUAUCACGUGGAAGGCCACGCUCCCUGCCUCCUCCUUCCGGCUCAGCUGGCUGCGCCUGGGCCAUAGCCCGGCCGUGGGCUCCAUCACAGAGACCCUGGUGCAGGGGGACAAGACGGAGUACCUGCUGACAGCCCUGGAGCCCAAGUCCACCUAUAUCAUCUGCAUGGUCACCAUGGAGACGGGCAACACCUACGUGGCCGAUGAGACGCCCGUGUGCGCCAAGGCAGAGACAGCCGACAGCUACGGCCCCACCACCACACUCAACCAGGAGCAGAAUGCCAACCCCAUGGUCGGCCUGCCCCUGGCGGGCAUCAUUGGGGGCGCUGUGGCCCUCGUGUUGCUCUUCCUGGUCCUGGGGGCCAUCUGCUGGUACGUGAACCGGGCCGGGGACCUGCUGACCCGGGAGCGGGCCUACCACCGAGGCAGCCAGAAAAAGGACAGCUAUCUGGAGUCGGGGACCAAGAAGGAUAACUCCAUCCUGGAACUCCGAGGCCCGGGGCUGCAGAUGCGGCCCAUUAACCCUUACCACGCCAAAGAGGAGUACGUGGUCCACACCAUCUUCCCCUCCAACGGCAGCAGCCUCUGCAAGGGCACGCACACCAUCGGCUACGGCACCACCCGGGGCUACCGUGGCGGCGGCAUCCCCGACGUAGACUAUUCCUACACAUGAUGCCCGCCGGGCCGCCCGCCCCCGCCCCCACCUCCUCCUGGCGCGGCGACCCCGUGGCUUUGCCCCGCUUGCUGCCAUCCGACACAGCAAGGACAAGAAACUCCACGGCGACUUUCCCAGCAAACGGCAGCGUUUGGGGAGGGCUGACGCUCUUCUAGAACACAGCCGAGAAAACAAGCUUUUUAAGGACAGAAGACGGGAGGGGGGUGGGUUGACGUUGCUGAAGACAUAAUUUAUACCAAAUUAUGCCAGUUGGGGAGGGAAGGACUAAAAAUAAUGUUGCAGGAAGGGCUGGGUCAGGGUGUUUUCCCCUGAAGUGGAAAGAUACUACCUGUACCGCGUCUGUGCGCGCCUCCUGCUCUGAGGGGACCGUCAGAGAGCCGCCGUGGGACACGGACGCCCCCGCGCAGCUCGCCGCCAGCCGCUCCGGCAGCGACGAGAUGGGAGAGCGGGAGGAAGAAAGAGCUUUUCUUCAGUCUCUCCCCGGUUCUCCCCCUACCAUUUCCCUCGCAGAUUUCCAGAAAUAUCGCGUCUUUUACUGCGUUCUUCGAACAGUGAUGAAACCGAUUAAAAACUAAACUCCCUUUUUCCUAUCGGAACCCUCUCCACUUCCAUGGACCACACGCCGUGGAAGCCCUCCGGAAGCUGCGGCCUCCCCGGCCACUUGGAAUCGCGUCUAUCCACCCGUCGCGAGGUUGCGUCUCUGAACUCGGACGGGUCGGUAGAGCCGCGGAGACGGUUCUGACCGCGCUUCUUGGGUCAGUUCGUCGCAUUUCUUGAGACAAUAGAGUCAUGAACAUGUUGCUUUCCCCUAACGAUCAUUGAGUAAGUAGACACGGUGUGCUGGGGAUCGGAGUGGGGUGGGGGGACAAUGCUGUUCCUAAAGGCAGAAGCGGGUCUGUUCUGGGCGGGUGGCUGGGGGGACCCUGGGCAGGGGAUGCUUCCAGUUUGAUCCUAUCUCAGGUUGGCCAGAGCUGGGCCAUGCUCCUUUCUGCUAUAGAGAAACUUCCUUUAACUGCCAGUAUCUUCAUCCCCCCACCCCCACCCCCCCACACACACACGCAGUCACCUCAGUACUCCUUCUCUGUGCUCUGCUUCCUCCUGGGACAGGUAGCUGGUGCAGGGAUGGGUUCUGUGUGUUCUUUUACAUCAGCUGAUUAGAGUUAAUGGUUUCCAUGGCUGCUCAAACAACACCCAGAAAAAGACAUGAAGCUUCUCAGAAAAACCCCGGGGAAAAACUCCCAAGUGCAAAACACUCAGCUGGACUGUUCUAGAGGCGGAGGCCCAGGUCUCCCAAGAAACAAGCCGGCCCCCAAAAGGGCACUGACCGGGGCCCUCCCAGAGCUAAGGUUGAUUGCCUCCCCUGGAAGCAGCGUGGCCGUCAUUUAUCAGCUGACGGUGCAGCAUGGCGAGCGUGAGACGACGAAAUAACGACACAAAUCCGGACGGAAGAGCGGACGGGCGCCCAGGGUUCUGCUCGCUCUGCGUCCCUGCUCUCGGGAACGGGGUCGCCCUCCAUCAGCAUGCCACGUGCCCUGCACCGGGCAGAGCGGUGUCAGAGGAGCGGCGGUGGCCGGAGGGCAGGGAGGAUGAGAAGGGGUCCAGCUGCUGGUGGCGGCGUUUUCAAAAGGCCUCAGCUGCUCUGACAAAAGCCAGAGGCAGGAGGGCGAGACUGGACAGCGGGCCCAGGGCCUGGGCUGACGGCUCGAUGGACAUGAAAAGAUGCUGCUGGCCCUUCAGGGAAGGGGGUGGGCAGGAACGGACACGAGACCUGCGUGAGAUGGAGGCGAGACGCGGCCGGGCUCGCCGUGGCCUGGCCGACAGAAGGGUCCCACCAAGUGGGGCUCCCCGCUCCCCAGCCCCAGGGACGGGCCGAGGGGCAGGGACACCUUGCAUUCGAAAACAAACCUUUUUCCCUUUUCCUGUUUUCUCAGUGUCAGGAGAGAUUUUCCAAGCCUUAAUUCCACGUGUGUACAAAGGUGGCCUCCCUUUGGCCUGUGGGGCCUCCAGACACAGGCUCGUCCCCAUUCCCGGCAGCUCGGAGGGGCAGAGGGGCGCCGGGGGGUGGCCGGGAGGAGAGGGUGCGCGCGGGUGUGGGGCGCUGGCUGGAGGGCAGGCGUCCAUGGUCUCUGCUGUUUCUGAAGUGAGGUCCCCUCCCUCAAGGCACCCCUCCUGCCUUCCGUCAGUGUCCCAGGAAAGUUGGCCCCUGGACACCCCACUAUCAGCCCCCAGGCCCCCACUGCCAACGUGCUCGGUCCCCCCUCCCACUCGAGGCCCUCCCUCCUCCUCUCCCCAGGCCAGGCAGAGGUCAGGUCAUCCCUCCGAAGCUGGGAAGGCCCCGGGGGCAGUAGGGGGCCCCCUCCGUGGGGCUGCGUGUAAGGGAGGGCCUUGCAGGCCUGGAACCAGCCUGUGCGGAACAUUCCCCCAGAGCAUUAAGCAGGCCUGGCCGCCCAGCCCCAGGACAGAGUCCCUCUCCUACUCCGACUCUUGCACGACCAGCGCUCAGGCAGGGCUCACACGGGCUCAGAGCCCAGGCCCUGCCUGACUCGCCGCGCAUCGUCCCACCCCUGUAGGCGCAGAAGUGCGUGGAGACCUGGCCCAGCCAGCGCCCUGGGGCCCGCCCUCAUCUUUUCUGCCCUAAGCACCCCAACAUCUUCCCAGCGUUCUGUCUGAGAGCGGGACCGGGAUGUCUGCUGCCUCACGUCCCCCCAAGCCAGGGAGGGGCCUAAAGCCAGGUCCACUCUGAAACCCCACUCCCGCCCGAUCCAACUCCCCCGCAGCUGGCCACAUAACACGAGAGGGAGGAUGUCCCAGGCCCCCACCCCACCCCCCUGGAUGCAUGUGAGGACACAGGGCCCGUGAAGACAAGCCGGGACCUGGGCCACCACUUCUGUCUAGAAUCUGCCUUCGGUGGGUGGCCCGCCGGACCCUGGCAGCCUCUAACCAGCCAGGGCAACCUUGCUGGCCUCGGCGGGGACGAGUGCAUUUUGUGGCAUUUAAAGCAGGUUUAAAGCAAAAAAAAAAAACCCACGACAUUUCUUUGCUUAAGUGGUUUACCCUUCGUGGUAAUUAGAUGUAGCGAUUGGACUCUCUUUUCUAUUACAUGGCAAUUUUCCUUUAAACUUCCCCUUUAAAAAAAAAAAAAAGGGAAGGAGAGGAGGCAGCAGGGCCAGGCGAGCCAUUUGCAUUUUGCGAAUGAGGCCUCUAAGCUCAGCUCAGGCGUUGGGCCCAAUGUAUGGAAUGCUUCAGAGAUGACUAAGAAUAAAAUCUAUUAAUUAGUCA